Cryphonectria parasitica EP155 is the source of this 1255-nucleotide messenger RNA. RefSeq names its product 4'-phosphopantetheinyl transferase. Bases 1 to 987 code for a protein of 328 amino acids. Lineage: Eukaryota; Fungi; Ascomycota; Sordariomycetes; Diaporthales; Cryphonectriaceae. The record is from RefSeq and is a predicted model, not a curated record. Gene Ontology annotation, molecular function: magnesium ion binding; holo-[acyl-carrier-protein] synthase activity. Gene Ontology annotation, cellular component: cytosol. The transcript has 2 exons.
AUGGUGGAACCUCCGGCCCCAGGCACGCAGCCCGUGAUUGUGCAGUGGCUCGUCGACACGCGCAAGCUAUGGCCCAAGGCCGAGAAAACGGCGCAGCUCGAGACUGAGGCGGCAAGAGCCCUGGCCCUCCUCAACCCCGAGGAGCGCAAGUCGGUACUCAAGUACCUCUUUGUGCGCGACGCCAAGAUGUCUCUGGCCUCACAUCUGCUUAAACACUACGCCAUCUCGCGCCUCGUGGGGAUCCCGUGGUCCAAGACCAACAUCACCCGCAACGCCAAAACGAAGCCUGUCUACGUAGACCCGGCCACCGGCAGGUCGCCGCUCGACUUCAACGUGAGCCACCAGGCAGGGCUCGUGGCCCUCAUUGCCGGUUAUGGGUUUGGCCAGGAGGAAGCGACAGGUGCCGCCGCCAUCGAUGUGGGCUGCGACGUGGUGUGCGUCAAUGAGCGGGAGGACCGGGACCACGGCGUUAUUGCGCGCGAGGGCUGGCGCUCGUUCGUGGACAUGCACGCCGACGUUUUUGCACCGGGUGAGGCCUCUUACCUCCAGCAAGGGGUCGUGGCGGCCAACUUCCAGCAGCAGGACGGGAUGGGCACGGGGCCGAGGGCCCUCAAUAGCUUCAGGCUGCGGUGCUUCUACACGCUGUGGUGCCUGCGCGAGGCGUAUGUCAAGAUGACGGGGGACGCGCUGCUUGCGCCGUGGCUGCAGGCGCUCGAGUUUAGGAACUUUGUGCCGCCGAAGCCAGCGCCAAAGAUGAGCGAGGAGAGGGGGGAUGGGGAGGAUGUCGUGGAGAAGUUCGACAUUGUGUUUGAGGGGAAGAGGGUGGAGGAUGCGAAUGUGUGUCUGAGGAGCGUUGGCCCGGAUUACAUGACCUGCUCGGCGAUCCGCACGCCGCAGAACAAGGAGGUCGGGCUGGGGAUCAGGCUGGGGCCAUAUGAGGUGGUGGAGAUUGAGCAGAUUCUGGAUCACGCCGAGGCCACUCAAUGAGGCAAGAUAGACAAAGAAGUUUCUCUUAUUUCUUUUCUUUUUUAGGCCCGCCGUGUUGGUGACCAGUGGGGGUAAGCCGCGGCAGGAUGAGGCCAUAUCCAGACGCCAGCAAGGAGAGCGAGAGCGAGGUCCACACCGCUGAGACGCCGUCGUGCUGACUUGACUAACUACCGUCACCUCAGUCCGAAAUCAAAAUAGAAUGGGGGAAUGGCGUUCCUGCCUGCUUCUCCCAAAGUCUAUAGUGGUCUUGUAUUCAAAUGUGUCAGCC